AUGUCUAUCCCCUCGGAGACCGCAUCAACUACAAGCUCGCAUCUCUCCGGCAACCAGCCAGACCUCCCCAUCCCAAUUACUGGGGCCAGGAAAAGAAGAAGAAGCUCUUUCCUGGACUACGGAGGACCCAACUCGAUCAACAACUUUGCAUCUUCGCUCAAGCGAUCCGUCAACUACCUCUCAUCCUCAUUGGGCAGCAUUGGUCACGACGCUACUGGCGACGCCGACGCGUCCAUUGACGGCAUCCAGGGCCGUUCUCCCGUGUCCCUGGCCUCCCCCGGUGUCCCUGUCACCGCGGAGACCCCUCUUCUCGCCGGGGGACCGCAGAAAUCCCCGGCAAGCUACAUCCCGGCGACGGAAACAGCCGUUUUGCACGAUUCCAUGCCUCACCGCCUCGCCCGCGUGCGAUCCCCGCUCACGAAAACGGUCCCCGAGGCCCCGGAGGCCUCAGAGGCUGUUCCUACAAAAUCCACCCCGCUGCAGACCAUCUUCAACAGCAUAAACGUGCUCAUUGGGUUGGGAAUCCUCUCCGUACCGCUUGGAUUCCACAUGGCCGGCUGGAUCCCAGGCAUGGUCUGCCUCCUGCUCGCCGCCUGCAGCACCCAGUACACCGCGGUGCUCCUCGGGCGCAUUUUGCACCGCGUCGAAAGCGUCCGCACCUACCAGGACAUCGCCGUGUACGUCUAUGGGCGUUCGGUUGGAUACUUCAUCUUGCUAACUUUCUCGCUCGACUUGUACGGCGCGGGCGUUUCGAUGAUCAUCCUUUUCGCCGACUCCUUCAGUGCGUUGAUCCCCUCGCUUUCGCCAACGAUGCUCAAGCUCCUGCUCUGUACCGCCCUCCUCUUCCUUAACCUCAUGCCCUUGAGGUUCCUCUCCUUCCUCUCACUUUCCGGUAUCGUGUGUACCACCAUGACCUUCAUCCUAAUCGUGUGCAGCGGCCUCUGGAAAGCCUCCCAGCCCGGCUCCUUGCUGCACCCAAUGCCGACCAACCUCUUCCCGACCAGCUUCCUCGAUUUCUGCUUCUCGCUUGGCUUGUUCUUGGCGCCUUGGGGUGGGCACGCUACCUUCCCAGAGAUCUUCUCCGACCAGCAGAACGAGUCCAAGUUCCCCCGCUGCAUGAGCAUCACCUUCUCCUUUUGCUACGUCAUCAAUGCUCUAACCGGUAUCGUCGGCUUCCUCAUGUUCGGCUACUCCAUCGACUCUGAGGUCACGAGAAACAUCCUCCUCACCGCCGGCUACCCUGCCUCCAUCAAGAACGCCAUCGUCAUCAUGAUGGGUGUCCUUCCUCUCUCCAAGUUACCCCUAGUUUGCCGGCCCAUAGUCACUGCUGCAGACAAGUUUGUGGCUUCUCCUUCCCGCUCCAAGUGCUCGCUCCCUCGCAAGUUCCUCAACAGGAUUAUUGUCAGUACUGUUUACCUAGCCUCCGCACUUGUUAUCACAAGCUUUGGUAAGGUGAUGUCUCUCCUAGGUUCUGCUAUUUGCUUUACUGUUUGCAUCACUUUGCCCGUGCUAUUCUACCUAAAUGUCUUCAAAAAUGAGAUCACCGCAACCCACAGGACCAUUUUAUAUUUAAUAUUGGUUGUCUCUGUUACCUGCACCAUUUUUGGUUCUGUCAGUGCCCUUAUAAAGUAA
Molecule: messenger RNA, 1632 nt
Organism: Brettanomyces bruxellensis
Lineage: Eukaryota; Fungi; Ascomycota; Pichiomycetes; Pichiales; Pichiaceae
Exons: 1
Coding region: 1-1632 (543 amino acids)
Biological process (GO): amino acid transmembrane transport
Cellular component (GO): vacuolar membrane
Molecular function (GO): amino acid transmembrane transporter activity
Source: RefSeq, a predicted model, not a curated record